AUGGAAGAGAAUCCUGGUUCCGCGGGCCCGGUUGCGGUUGUGCGACGACGGUCCGAGUCGCGCUCGCCCAUGGUGGAUCGUGGUCCGCGCCAGGGAUCACGGAGGAAUAUGACGAUCGGUAGCUGGCAGCAUCCCGGGUCUCCAAGUUUCCAAAUCUCCAGGUUCACUCACCAGCAGCAGCAUCACGUCCAGCAGAAGCAUCACCACUAUACGAGUACCAUACUCGUACUAACCGAGCAUCUCCAUCCCAUCCCCACCGUCUUACCUGGUUCAGCUGAUGCCCUAGCGUCAAGAGGGUCCCCCGUCCAUGUCGACGGGUCACUGGCGCUGCUUUAG
This is a messenger RNA of Penicillium waksmanii, 336 nucleotides long. RefSeq lists its product as uncharacterized. Lineage: Eukaryota; Fungi; Ascomycota; Eurotiomycetes; Eurotiales; Aspergillaceae. Bases 1 to 336 code for a protein of 111 amino acids. The record is from RefSeq and is a predicted model, not a curated record. The transcript has 2 exons.